UCCUAUUGUUCGACUGAUUGGACCCGACGGCUCCUUAUUCCGUUGUUUAAAAUUCGGCAGGUGUUUUGCGGCAAUAGGACGGGGCCAAAAUCGAGACCGGAUUUUCCAUUGCAAUUCUCCAGGAAUCCGAAUUAGCUCAAUAGAGCCAUUUGUGGAUCCAAGAGAGUCGGAUAUAUCUGGCGUAGGAAGGCAGAGAGGGAUUCUGUGAAGAGAUGCAAUGAAAUCAGAGCCAAAGGAAUCAAGGACAAACACAGUUUAACCAGUUGAGAUGUCCUUGCUUGCUUGAAUGGUUCCAGGGUUCUCCGGUCCAUAUUGAGUUCAGGAUAAGUGAGUGUGUGGAGUAGGUGUGAAUAAAUUCCCAGUAGUUCUUACUAGUCUGGUCAUAGAUUUCCAAUAUUAAUACAUUACCAUAAUACAUUAAUUUUGUACUGAUAACCCCGGGGGUAGAGUAUUAGAGAAUGGAAUGGCAUAAACAUAUGAUAUAUAUAUAUCUCAUAUUUAUAAUGACACUUGGGAUUCCAUCUCAAUACACUCAGGACAAAAAAAAGCUGAACAAGUACUGUAAUCCUUCUCCAUUUUGUAAAAAUAAAAUAAAUAAAAUAAAUAAAAUGGGGCAUUAUGGUCUGAGGCCCCACUGAAAGGCUUUUGGAGAAAGAGGGGCUUUUCUUCCCGAAACUCUUUCAGCCAGAGUUUUAUGGUAUUUGCUGAUUGAACUGUUUAACCUGUUGACAUGUGUGUGUGAAUGGCCCUCCUGUAAGUUUGCCCGUUGCAGGUUUAUGAUGAAAUCUGCUGCACUCGCCUGCCCGAAAUGGGCUUUUCAAAUGUUUAAACAAGUUGAGCAUAAACACAACCAGAGCAGAGCAGCUAAAAAAAUGACCCUGUAACAUUGUACAAUCUGCUAUGCCAAGCAUUCUAGCUCACUUUAUUAUUCAAACGUGGACUGGUUCCUAAAGCAACUCUUAAACUGUUCCUUAAACACAACAGUUUCCAAAAUGCAAGUCAAUGUAUUGUAAAAAAAAUUAAUACAGACCAAUAAAUAUACCAAUAUGUUUAACGACAUAUUUCUGUUAAUAAGAAGUAUUUAUUGGUAUGUAUCUCAUAGCUUGGUCCACCAUGAAACAGAGCUUCAGUGCAUCAUUCUGUAAAUUCUACACAUCCAUGCAACCUUGAUUGUUGAUGGUGCUUUCAUAAUGGAGGUCAGGUCUAAUACAUUUCUUUAAUCAAAAUCUUCCAUAUAUGUUCAAUUAGUUUGAAAUCUGGUGAGUGUGAAGAUUAAAGUGAACGAUUUACAUCUUCACUCUCCACAAACCACUGGGCCUGCACUGCACCGUGUAUGCAGGUUGGUUCAUCUUCUACUAAACUGCUCCAAUCAGAUGUUUCAUUAGAGGAAAAAAGUGAUCAGCCAAAAGAACUUGGUACUGAUUUGUGAUGAUGAUUCCUUCUAAGAAAACAAGUGAACUCAACCGUGCCAGCACAAACAAAGCGGUUCUUCAUUUCUUUCUUUAAUUUAUUAUCCAUCUGUAAAUCACUUCGCAGUACACGUCAUACUAUUGUAGCAUUGUAGAUCAGUGCUAUAUUGUUUCAUGCUGAUCUUAAUCCCUCUGUCAGGCCUGGGGGGGGAAAAAGCAAGUGAAUGGGAUUUGCAGACACAUCUCGGUUUCAUAUGAGGAUUACUUGUACGUCUAAACAGAAAAUUGGUCUCAGUCAAGCGAGGAAGGUAUAAAACUGACUAACAGGGAUAAGCCCAAUUGAGAUUAAACUGCACCAAUAUACAGUGUAAUGUAAUAUUUGAAUAUUUUACAUUAACAUAUGUCCUAAGGUUCUAAGAGCUCAACCAAUCGUCAUAAGAAAUGGAUCAGUUAACAGUAACCAGUGGUUGCACAACAUCCACAAAUACAACAACUUAGAAAUAGGCAAAAUGAUAAAAAAAUUUAGUUUUAUUUUUCCCUGAUUUCCUAAACAGUACAAAGAAUGGUAAAAAAAAAAGGAGUAGGGCACUAAGACUUAUUUCUUUCUAUCCCAGACUGUAAAGAAAUGCACCUUUAAACCAAAUACACAGUGUAAAAUGCUGAUAUACCCUAGAUUUGCUUUUCAUUUGGUCUAGAAAUUAUUGCGUUCAUUUCAGUGACAACCCGGAAUAAUGAAUCUGCUGUGAUUCGAGAAAACGUGAACUGCUUUCCCAGGGUGAUAAACAUGAACAAGGGUUUUAUUUUCUUUAUCACUGGUACAGUAUUUUUGGCAGUGAAAUGAAAAGUAAAUAGACUAAAGACAAAUAGUCUUAUCAGAGGACAAGUCAUACAAAACGUUUAAUGGUUUUAGAUAGAUUCAAGUGUUCCUUUUAUGGUGCCUGUUAAAGUUAAGUGGAAGCUCAUUGGUAAAACAUUGAACUUCUAAGCAGAAGGUUGUGAGUUCCCACCACCACCACCACCACCUAGCUACCACUACUGGGUACUUGAGCAAGUUCCUAAACCCCCAAUUUGUCAGUUAUAUAUAUGAGAUGAUUAUUCAUUGCGCUGGAUAAGGGUGUCUGCCAAAUGGUAUACUCUUUGAGUCCUGAAACAUUUUUUUAUAUAUCAUAUAUUAUUUUUUUGUCAAUUAAGAAAUGCCAUUGUGGCUCAGUGUCUGUUUUUGUAGUGUCUUUCCAGUUACAUAGUUGAAAUACUUUAAUGUAUGUUCUAUUAUUAUAAUUUUUUAUUUUUUAUUUUAUUUUACAGGUCUAAAAUUAUAAAAGGGGAAUACCUGAAAACUUGCAAAUCUGCUGGGCAAAUCUGCCACAGAGACAUGAAAUAUGUUUGAAACACGACAAUUCUGCAACGAGUUUUUCAAGGUGUUUUGAGUGGCAAAUGAACUUCAAGAGUGGAAGACGACGAGAGAUCAGGAAGACCUUCAACGAGCUCAACCUUAAAAUAUGUUGAAACCAUUCGCCAACUUAUCCAUAAUGAUCAUCAGAGAACGCUCCACAUGAUCUCACUUCCGCACCCAACCUACUCACCAGAUUUGGCUUCUUCAGACCUCACCCUCUUCCUGAAGAUGAACAUCUUCCAAUUCAUCCCAUCUGGCCAGCUCAAAGGUCACCGUUUUGACACCAUUGUGAAGAUCCGGCGCAAAUUGGUGCUUGAUGCUCUUCGAAAAGACUUACAGGACACAUUCCAGAAGUGGAAGGAACGCUGUGAGAGCUGUAUUGCUGUGCAACGGGACUAUUUUGAAGAAAUUGCAAAGAGAGCCAGGGUGUCAGUAAGUAGAGUUUCCUACCGUAUUAAAAGGCACUUGGAAACUGGAGGAAACUCUGACAGGAAGAAGCCUGGAAGACCCAAAGCCACAGUAAAAUCAGAAGACAAGUUUCUGGGAGUCAGCAGUUUGAAGAACAUGAUGCAGACUUGGGAUUGUUUUGUUACUUCAAGAAAAAAAAUGAGAAACAAUGAGAAACAAUGAGAAAGCCGGUAAAGAAACAACGUUACAGCUGUAAUAAACCAGAUCUCGAAGAAAAGGUUUUCCUGAGCCAAAACCUCCAGAAGGUCAUGAUGAAAGAGCACAGUUUGGCCAUCGACUUGCUGCUAAUCUGCAUGUCCUGUGGAGCAGCAAGUGUACUUGCAGCAUUUAAUUCUACCGUAUCUGCUCCACCAUCCACCAGUUUCUCUGACACCAACAUGAAAUAUCACAUGGACCGUGCAAACUUGCCAAAACACAGACGGAAGAGGUACAUUUCCCAAGACGACCAGCUGGCCAUCCUCGAUUACCACAACAAAGUCAGAGGAAACGUUUUUCCGCCAGCUUCCAACAUGGAAUACAUGGUGUGGGAUGAAACCCUUGCUCAGAGAGCAGAACAAUGGGCUUCUAUGUGUCUUUGGGAACACGGCCCUCGCAAUCUUCUCCGAUUCCUUGGGCAAAACCUUUCUGUUCGAACUGGAAGGUAUAGAUCCAUCCUGCAGCUGGUGAAGCCAUGGUAUGACGAAGUAAAAGAUUAUUCAUUUCCAUAUCCACGGGACUGCAAUCCCAGGUGCCCUCUUAAAUGCUAUGGGCCCAUGUGCACACAUUACACACAGAUGGUUUGGGCCACAUCGAAUAAAGUUGGAUGUGCCAUCCAUACGUGUCACAAUAUGAACGUGUGGGGCUCAGUGUGGAGAAGAGCAACGUAUUUGGUGUGCAACUAUUCCGGAAAGGGUAAUUGGAUCGGUGAAGCUCCAUAUAAAGUGGGCGUCCCUUGCUCAAUGUGCCCUCCCAGUUACGGCGGCUCGUGCAGUAACAACAUGUGUGUUCCUGCUGUGAACUCAAACUACCUGCACUGGUUUAAAUAAACACACACACAAAACACACAAAACACACAACACACACACACACACACACACACACACACACACACACACACACACACACACACUCACACACACACUCUUGUUCUCUAUCCCCCUUGGGAGGAUUUGCACAACAUUCCUGAUUUGUAUAUAUGGAUCUAUUUAAAAUAUAACCAUGUUUUCCAUUUUACUUCUUUCUUCUUAUUAUUUUUUCUAAAUUUUUUAAAUUCCUAAAUUAUUCUGUUAAUGAAUAUAUAAAUCAUGUAUUAUUUAGGAGUGUGUUAUGUGGCAGAAAAAUAUUAAUAUUACAAUUGUUAACCAUGCUUCAUUAUAGUAAGUCAGUCUGUUUAAUGUUAUAUCAUGUCAUUUGAUUGUGUUAUUUUGGUUCAUCAGUAUGGCUAAAAAGAGAUACUUAUUUAACUGAACAACCCUAAAGCUUAUUAUAUUGUAUUCCCGGCUGACUCAAAAUUUCCAGUGUUCGGGAAAGCCAAUUCCACUACAGUGAUCUAGAUGUCAACACACAAUAUAAGACUUAAAGGCUAAUUAUAUUUUAAUCAGUUACCAUUACCAUUUUUAACCAUAAUGUGUUUUUAAUUUGAAUUAUAAGUGUGUUAAGUACACUUUUGUAAGUGCAAUCCGAUCUUUAAGUCUGACUGCCUUUGAGUUCAAAACAUAUUGGCCAAGGUAAACUGUAAAUAUUUUUUUUGUAUAUAAUAGUCAGGAAAUCAUUUAGUUAUUUGUUUUUAUCUUUUAUUAUUUAAGUGAUUUUUUUUAUUGUCCAGCUAUAGCACUCCUACAUGAAUGAUUCUAAAGCAAAGAAAACAAAAAGACAUCAGUUUGUCCCUCAGGAUCGUUUGUCUUUAGUUUACUCAAGGCAGCAUUAGUUGUCUGAAAUGAGGAACUGAUGGAUUGUAAAAAAAUUAUAUUUGUUGAAUGAGAGUUGUCACAGUUUUAUGCGCACUGACUGCUUUUAAACUUGUAUUUAUCGUUUUCUACCAAACUGCCCUUUCUUUUGUAUCUGUAUUUUGUACAUUCUGAAUAAAGUCAG
This is a messenger RNA of Silurus meridionalis, 5340 nucleotides long. RefSeq names its product peptidase inhibitor 15a (gene pi15a). NCBI's taxonomy places the organism in Eukaryota, Metazoa, Chordata, Actinopteri, Siluriformes, Siluridae. The transcript is spliced from 11 exons. The coding region runs from base 3429 to 4295 and encodes 288 amino acids. The record is from RefSeq and is a predicted model, not a curated record.